AUGAAUUCAAUUAUAUUGGUGGUACUGAGUGGAAUUGUAUUUGUGUCGAUCGCAGGAGACGAGGUUCCAAUAUGUGAACCCGGAAGCAAGGAGAAGCUUCCUCACCCGCGGGAAUGUCAGCUCUACAUAGACUGCGCCAGCACAACGGAAGUUCCCUGGUUGCCGGGAGCCAAAACGCGAGAGUGCGAGUAUCCAUUGCUGUUCGAUGAGCGGACACGGUUGUGUCAAGAUUUCAGGACCGUCCACUGUGGUAGUCGCUCGUUGAAGGUUAACGCAUGCGACUAUUAUGGAAACCAAUGCAACGGCCCCAAUUGCCGCCCCUGCGACUUUUCGUACCCUUCCUGUGAAGGUCGUCCGGACGGACGCAACGCCAUCGAGUGGAAGUUGAACUCCCCGAUGUACGCCGUUUGCGACAGUGGUCGUUUUAUCGAGGAGGGAAAAUGUCCCGCCGACACAUCCGGUGCGCCCCUGUUGUUCAAUCCCGCGUUACGUGAAUGCGACAAAAUGGAAAACGUACUUGGUUAGAUGCUGAUGACAAUAUCAACACUGGUUAGACGACGCACGAUGAACCAAGUAUAGCAUAUCAUGGCAAUGGAACUUGACGUAUUUCUUUUAUUUUAUUCAGUAUAAAUAACGAAGUGUGAUCUUCAUUGUCUCAUAUAAGAUGCGUUAAUACGACGAUAUAAAUAACAACAUUGAAAACGAACACUAUACCAAUUAUUUAUUUAUUUUAAUUAUUUUGAUUGC
This is a messenger RNA of Dreissena polymorpha, 747 nucleotides long. RefSeq lists its product as uncharacterized. The transcript is spliced from 3 exons. NCBI's taxonomy places the organism in Eukaryota, Metazoa, Mollusca, Bivalvia, Myida, Dreissenidae. Gene Ontology annotation, molecular function: chitin binding. The record is from RefSeq and is a predicted model, not a curated record. The coding region runs from base 1 to 525 and encodes 174 amino acids. Gene Ontology annotation, cellular component: extracellular region.